CUCCGCCGCAUUGUUUCAAAUAAGCCCUGUGUACCAUGGGCCCUCCUGACGUCGUCCCUUGGAUACCUCCCGGCAAGCGGGAUGAGGAUUAACAAAAGAUACGUACCCAAGAAUGGUCCUCGGUCUGCUCACAGCCGUCGCAGCAUGUCCAGCCAUAGUCGGCGUCAACGAAACAGUCGUCCAAGGCCAGCGCCAAAACGCCAAAAACAGACAUCGCGGCCGGAAAUCGAAUCUGGUCGUUUCCUGUAAUGAUCCGUCGCGGCGAAGUAGAGAAGUAAACGGGUGCUAUAUCGUUCUCAGGAAUAACAAGCUCUACGUCUCGACACCAUCCGCUCACGAUAGAACACAGGGACACAACGGACACCUCUUUGCGGGCUAUUUCUUUCCCCAUCCCGAGCUUAAAUGGGGCCGCAAGGGUGAAGGGUUCGUAUCUACUAUUCGAGAUAAUCCGCCGUUCUUGAACUGGAUAUACGUCGACAAGGAUACGUAUGAGGUCAAGUAUGGUAAUCGUGCGGAGUCGGAGGGGCAUUUCCUCGGACCGUUCAGCUGUACGCCUAUUGAGAAGCGGUUAACCUUUGAUGAGUGGGAGGGGUUUGUAGUCGUGGAGGAGCCGGUUGCAGCAGAGGAGGAGGACGGCCCUGGAAGUGCUAAUUGGGCGUUGUAUUUCGAUGUUGAUGAUGAUGGGCUGGGCGAGAAGGUUCCGCUGGAUCGGAGGGUGUUAGAGAUAGAAUUGGUGCGCAAGGAGAUGAGGAUUCCUCCUGUCGAGGAGGAUGACGAGGGGCCGUGCUGAUGAUUGCGAAGUUGCAUUCGGGAAAGUAUAGCAAUAUACAUCCAUUUGACUUGGAUCAUUCAUCCUUCUGUUAUACUCCAGCACUGAUAAAUGAUUCUUUUAUCAUAAAAGACAAAACAGAACAAUAAAAACCGCAUAGCAGUAACCCAAAGCACCAAAUCAAAAGGCUCUAGGCUGCAUCCCAUUAACAGCACCCUGCGUUGCUCCUUGCACCGUACCCUGAGACGGCAUAGUCCUCUGCUGCUGCUGCGAUGGACCUCCUGUCACCCCCUGCACAGUGUUACCGACAAGAUUGCCAGCACUGUCCGUGACUCCGCCGACAGUACUCCCAAGGCCCUGCGUCGUCUUGCUCAUGCCGCUGCCGACACCGUCAACGGCCUGGCCGAGACCAGCACCAACACCCUGGACGGUGCCGCCAACGCCCUGGCCCAGUCCCUGGGUGGUUUGGCCUAAGGUGUUCCCGAGGCCACCGAGAAGGCCGCCCUGGCCCUGGUUCUGGUCGUUGGGGUUGUUGUUUCCGAGGAGGCCGGCCAUUGUUAUUGUUUUUGGAAUAGAGUAUGUUUGUAGGCCUGGUUUGUUUGGGUGAAAAUUGAGUAGAAGAAGUCGUUGUUUUUGAGUCUUCGUAGAUAUGGAUUUUUUUUUUUCAAGCAGAAGUAGUCCUAUAUAUGCC
Molecule: messenger RNA, 1460 nt
Organism: Monascus purpureus
Lineage: Eukaryota; Fungi; Ascomycota; Eurotiomycetes; Eurotiales; Aspergillaceae
Source: the annotation of a GenBank genome assembly